This is a messenger RNA of Erythranthe guttata (spotted monkey flower), 1786 nucleotides long. Its product is annotated as UDP-glucose 6-dehydrogenase 1. Lineage: Eukaryota; Viridiplantae; Streptophyta; Magnoliopsida; Lamiales; Phrymaceae. Gene Ontology annotation, cellular component: nucleus. Gene Ontology annotation, molecular function: UDP-glucose 6-dehydrogenase activity; NAD binding. Gene Ontology annotation, biological process: glycosaminoglycan biosynthetic process. The record is from RefSeq and is a predicted model, not a curated record.
ACCCUCUCCCUCUGAUUUCGUACCGAGUUCUUUCCUAACACAUUUGUCGCUUCACAGAUCGAACUCUCUCUCUCUCUCCUCCUCUCUCUCUGGAAGCCAAAUUACUGAUCCAGAGGGCAUUCUAAGUAGAAAAAAACAUGGUGAAGAUUUGCUGUCUUGGAGCAGGGUAUGUGGGAGGCCCCACCAUGGCCGUGAUAGCACUCAAAUGCCCUUCAAUCGAAGUGGCUGUUGUAGAUAUCUCCGUUGCUCGUAUCGCUGCCUGGAACAGCGACCAGCUUCCAAUCUACGAGCCAGGCCUCGAGGAGGUGGUGAAGAAGUGCCGAGGCAAGAAUCUCUUCUUCAGCACAGACGUGGAGAAACACGUCUUCGAGGCAGACAUAGUCUUUGUCUCGGUCAACACCCCAACCAAGACCCGUGGUCUUGGAGCUGGCAAAGCUGCAGACUUGACGUACUGGGAGAGUGCAGCCCGCAUGAUUGCUGACGUGUCAAAGUCCGACAAAAUCGUGGUCGAGAAGUCUACGGUUCCUGUCAAAACCGCCGAAGCCAUCGAAAAGAUUCUGACCCACAACAGUAAAGGAAUAAAGUAUCAGAUCCUGUCCAACCCAGAAUUCCUUGCUGAGGGUACUGCAAUUCAAGAUCUUUUUAACCCCGACAGGGUUCUCAUCGGUGGAAGGGAAACCCCAGAAGGGUACAAGGCAGUUCAAACACUGAAAUCUGUUUACGCCCAAUGGGUACCCGAAGAUCGAAUCCUCACUACCAAUCUGUGGUCCGCAGAGCUCUCGAAGCUAGCUGCUAACGCGUUCUUGGCUCAAAGAAUCUCGUCAGUAAACGCCAUGUCAGCGCUCUGUGAGGCCACCGGUGCUGAUGUCACGGAAGUGGCUUACGCCGUCGGUAAAGAUACAAGAAUCGGGCAGAAAUUCCUCAACGCAAGUGUUGGUUUCGGUGGGUCUUGCUUCCAGAAGGACAUUCUGAACUUGGUCUACAUUUGCGAGUGCAACGGUUUACCCGAGGUAGCCGAAUACUGGAAGCAAGUCAUCAAAAUCAACGACUACCAAAAAAGCCGUUUCGUCAACCGACUGGUUUCCUCCAUGUUCAACACUGUCGCGAACAAGAAAGUCGCGAUUUUGGGUUUCGCGUUCAAGAAAGACACGGGCGAUACAAGGGAGACUCCCGCCAUAGAUGUCUGCCAGGGAUUGCUAGGCGACAAAGCGCAGCUGAGUAUAUACGAUCCACAGGUAACAGAGGAUCAAAUCCAGAGGGAUCUCUCGAUGAACAAAUUCGAUUGGGACCAUCCACUUCAUCUCCAGCCGAUGAGCCCCACCACAGUGAAGAAAGUUUCGGUCGUUUGGGACGCGUACGAUGCCACAAAGGAUGCGCAUGCUGUCUGUAUUCUUACAGAGUGGGACGAGUUUAAGAAGCUCGAUUUCCAGAGGAUUUACGACAACAUGCAAAAACCGGCGUUUGUUUUCGACGGGAGGAAUGUCGUCGAUGCCAAUAAGCUGAGGGAGAUCGGGUUUAUCGUUUACUCGAUCGGUAAGCCGCUUGACGCCUGGCUCAAGGACAUGCCUGCUGUUGCAUAAACGCACCUGACUAAUUCUAUUCUUUUUUACAAUAUACUUUUCGUUUCAUUUAUUAAAAAAAAUUGAAAAAUUCAGAUCCGUUUCAUGAAUUUUUCUUCAUAUAUGCGUUUUGUAGUUGGUAAGAGAGUCAUUUGAGUGUUCUUUUUACUUUGUAUUGAUGUCUAUUGAAACUGUCUUUUCUUGAGGGACCUCAUUUUUUUUCUUAA